Seriola dumerili (greater amberjack) is the source of this 1371-nucleotide messenger RNA. RefSeq names its product V-type proton ATPase subunit E 1-like (gene atp6v1e1a). Gene Ontology annotation, biological process: proton transmembrane transport. Gene Ontology annotation, molecular function: proton-transporting ATPase activity, rotational mechanism. NCBI's taxonomy places the organism in Eukaryota, Metazoa, Chordata, Actinopteri, Carangiformes, Carangidae. The record is from RefSeq and is a predicted model, not a curated record. Gene Ontology annotation, cellular component: proton-transporting two-sector ATPase complex, catalytic domain. The transcript has 9 exons. Bases 108 to 788 code for a protein of 226 amino acids.
GACAAGUCUGUUCCUAACUGUUUCUGCGUUACUGCACUGUUCGAGUGGUCGAGACGAUUUAGUGUUUUUACAGGUUUUACAUAAACAAAACAUUUUUAAUAACAGACAUGGCGCUCACCGAUGCCGACGUACAGAAACAGAUCAAGCACAUGAUGGCCUUCAUUGAACAAGAGGCCAAUGAGAAAGUUGAAGAGAUUGAUGCUAAGGCGGAGGAAGAGUUCAACAUUGAGAAAGGUCGUCUGGUGCAGACUCAGAGGGUGAAAAUAAUGGAAUACUAUGAAAAGAAGGAAAAGCAGAUUGAACAACAUAAGAAAAUCCAGAUGUCGAACCUGAUGAACCAAGCAAGGCUGAAGGUGCUGAGGGCCCGUGACGACAUGAUCACGGAUUUGUUGAACGAGGCCCGUCAAAGACUUGGAGAGAUUGCAAAGGAUCCUGCUAGGUACUCCACCCUAUUGGAGGGCUUGUUACUUCAGGGAUUCUAUCAACUGCUGGAACCUAAGGUAACCAUUCGCUGCCGACAGCAGGAUGUGGAAAUGGUUCAGACUGCGGUUAUUAAGAACAUUCCUAUCUACAAAGAGGCAGUGAAGAGCAACAUAGAUGUCAGAAUUGACCAGGAACGUUUUCUUCCCUCAGAAAUCUGCGGGGGAGUAGAAGUGUAUAACGAUAAUGGGAAGAUCAAGGUGUCCAACACUUUGGAGAGCAGGCUAGAACUUAUGGCACAUCAGAUGAUGCCUGAAAUCAGAGUGAACUUGUUUGGUGCCAACCCCAACCGCAAGUUCAUGGAUUAACAGUGGAUUUGAAGGGAGCAGCGCGUACACAGAUGGGAUAUUUAAGGUGACCACAGACUAUCAUCAUAGUGGACAAGAGUCUGCACAAUCACCUACCAGUCAUCAGGGUCAAGCAAAAGAUUGAUUUACUUAAUGGGGUGCUAUGGAUCUGUUCAUAUAUCUUUAUAUUUUUGUACUAAUGGACUGAGCAAUAAUUCAACAUUGACUUUUACUUACGUUUAAGUGCCCUCUAUUUUACCUCUCCAUGGAUUCUCUAAUGGACUGCUGCAAAUUGCAAUGGCAUUGCAAAUAUGUAUUUCCCAAGUUGUUUUGGGUAAACAGUCGCUCUUUACUAAUUGAUUAAAAUAAUGAAAGCUACAUGUUGAUACACAUUAUUCCUACACAUAUUUAGUCUGCAUGUUUUGUAGACUACAGCCUUAAUGAGGUUGAUUAUCUGGUAAGUUUGCCAAACAUAACUUUUUUUUUUAACAGUUUGACUAUGUGAGUGUGGGUGGGCAGAGAAAGGAUGUUAACCAUUUUUCUGAAGCACUUAACACACAAAAACCAAAGAAAUAAAUGCGUGUGACACAGAGAAAUCAGCAUG